Messenger RNA from Ipomoea triloba (trilobed morning glory), 1638 nucleotides. Its product is annotated as SAP30-binding protein. Gene Ontology annotation, biological process: regulation of DNA-templated transcription. Gene Ontology annotation, cellular component: nucleus. The transcript is spliced from 8 exons. The record is from RefSeq and is a predicted model, not a curated record. Lineage: Eukaryota; Viridiplantae; Streptophyta; Magnoliopsida; Solanales; Convolvulaceae. The coding region runs from base 71 to 1351 and encodes 426 amino acids.
CGCCUUCUGUACUGUGUAAACCCCUUAGCCUUCUCCGAUCGAAUCUUCUUACACAAUCUUCAUCUCCGACAUGCCUCCCAAGAAGAAGGAAUCAGAAGGCAUUGCUUUGCUUUCCAUCUAUGGCGACGAGGACGACGAGAUGGAUGAUUACCUAGACGAUGAAAGCGAUGAAGAUGAGGAUCAGAUCCAAAACGACGCGGAGAACGAGCUCGGCGAAGACGACGAUAUGAGAAUCGCGGGCUCGGAUUCGGGCAAGAGUGCAUCUCCAUCUCCGUUACCACAACAGCAGCGGCGGAAUCGUCGAGUGGGAGUGGAUAAUCUUACGCCUGGUAAGAUUUCAAAUUUUGGGGGUUCUGCUACUACCACACCGCACCUCUCUUUCGCUUCCCCGCCGCAGUGGCAACAACAAGGUGUUGCUUCCGAGGCGGCUGUGAGUAGAAGUAGACUUACGAUUGUCGAUUAUGCCCACGAUGAGGUCGCCAUGUCUCCUGAAGCUGAGGAAGGAGAAAUCAUGAUUAGUGGUCAAUCACAGGAUGCAGAGGAACUACAAACUGUUAACGCUGAAUCACAAGUUAAAAGUCCACCGGGCACUCUUUGGGGCCAUACACCAAGUGUUCAAACACCUCAAACUCAAUCAUUGGAGACAAGUGCUGAUGAAGCUGAAGAUGUUGAUAUGGUUCCUGCAGAAGAAAAAGGGGAAGAUACACUAGAUAAGUUUCUUCCACCACCACCUAAGGCCAAGUGCUCUGAUGAAUUGCAAGAAAAGAUUAUUAGGUUUCUUGCACUAAAGAAAACUACUGGCAGAAGCUUUAAUGCAGAAGUGCGAAAUAGAAAGGACUAUAGAAACCCUGAUUUCUUGCGGCAUGCAGUGCAAUAUCAAGGCAUUGAUGAGAUAGGGUCCUGCUUCAGUACUGAUGUAUUUGACCCACAUGGAUAUGAUAAAUGUGACUUCUAUGAUGAAAUAGAGGCUGAUAUGAGGCGUGAAAUGGAGAGGAAGGAACAAGAAAGGCGGAACAGUCAAAAAGUUGACUUCAUUUCUGGAGGAACACAGCCUGGAGCUGUUACUAUGCAGAAACCCAACCUGCCAAUUCCAGGUCUUGUAGCUGGUAGUGGAUUGAGUGCAGCACCAACUUCUGUCGAUGCUAUACCUCGGGACAGCAGACAGAACAAAAAGUCUAAGUGGGAUAAGGUGGAUGUUGAUCGAAGGGAUACAAUAUCUGCUGUUGGUGCACAUGCAGCACUGUUAUCUGCUGCAAAUGCUGGUAGUGGAUAUGCUGCUUUUGCGCAACAAAAACGGAAGGAAGCAGAAGAGAAGCGAUCUAGUGACAAGAAGUUGGAUAGAAGAUCUUGACAAUUCAAUUCUGCACCAAUGUAUUCAGAAGACACACUUGAAAGAUGUAUUAUGUCAAUACUGAUCCCCAACACAACAAUCCUUAUCUUAUGAUUUGUGCCUGGAAAUGAGAUGUACAUAUUGUCAGCCAUAUGUGAGAAGGUUUUGAAGUGAAAUACAUAAAUGUGAUCUUCGAAACUCUUCCUCUUAGCUUUAGUUUAUCCUCUGUUUUGAAUGUAGAAGAUUUUGAGUAUGACUUAAGUUUAAUCUUGAAUGGUGUUAAUGCCAAGUUUAAUCAUCGAGUUUAA